Molecule: messenger RNA, 96 nt
Organism: Staurois parvus
Lineage: Eukaryota; Metazoa; Chordata; Amphibia; Anura; Ranidae
Source: the annotation of a GenBank genome assembly
AUGUUGUGCACUGGGUUAGAGAACUGCCUGAAUCGAAAUUGGAGUGGAUUGGAGGUAUAUGGGGUGAUGGUGGCACUAACUAUGCUGAUUCACUAA